UGCAUGUGGCAGGCACGAGGGCGGCAGUGGGCCCCGGCCCGGGCCCACGCGCUCUGAACGCGCAAGCCGAGGGGACUGGCCGGUGCUAAUCCAGGCUUAAUUACUGCAGAGUCGUCGACGACAACCACGAGAUGAAGCUGAACCUGGCGGGGCUGGGCCAGGGCCUGGGCGGCCUGCAGCAGGUGGACCGCGCGCAGCUGCGGCGCGACGGGCUCACGCUCUUCGGCAAGCUCAUCCGGACCAAGAACGUGGAGGGGCUGCAGGGCGAGGCGGAGCCGCUGGGCGCCAUCCAGGACGAGAAGGCCAAGCUCAAGAAAUGCCUGACGACGCUGGACUUGACCUCGCUGGGCGUGGGGUCGUGCGUGGGCACCGGCAUGUACCUGGUGGCCGGCAUGGUGGCGAGGAAGAUCGCCGGCCCCGGCGUCGUCAUCAGCUUCGUCAUCGCGGCCGUCGCCUCCAUCUUCUCCGGUGCGUGCUACGCAGAGUUCGGCGUGCGCGUGCCGCACACCACCGGCAGCGCCUACAUGUACUCGUACGUGACGGUGGGCGAGCUGCUGGCCUUCGUCAUCGGCUGGAACAUGGUGCUGGAGUACCUGAUCGGCACCUCGGCGUGCGCGUGCGCGCUGUCCGCGUGCCUGGACGCGCUCGCCAACGGCGCCAUCUCCAACUCGCUGCGCAACUCAGUGGGCAACAUCAUCGGCACGGGUCAACCGCCUGACGUGGUGGCGUUCGUCAUCACGCUGCUCAUGACGCUGCUCAUGGCGGCCGGCGUCAAGAAGUCCCUCGUCUUCAACAACGUGCUCAACGCCGUCAACCUGGCCGUCUGGGUGUUCGUCAUGACGGCCGGCCUGUUCUACGUCGACUCCCGGAACUGGUCGGACCACAAGGGCUUCCUGCCGUACGGCUGGUCAGGGGUGCUGACCGGCGCGGCCACCUGCUUCUACGCCUUCAUCGGCUUCGACAUCAUCGCCACCACCGGCGAGGAGGCCACCAACCCCAAGAAGUCCAUCCCGCUCGCCAUCGUCGGCUCCCUCGUCAUCAUCCUCGUCGCCUACGUCACCUCGUCCAUGAUCCUCACGCUCAUCGUUCCCUACGAGUUCGUGGACAAGGACUCGGCCCUGGUGGAGAUGUUCGGCUACGUGGGCGCCAACAAGUGCAAGUACGUGGUGGCGGUGGGCGCACUGGCCGGCCUCACCGUCUCCAUGUUCGGCUCCAUGUUCCCCAUGCCACGGAUAGUGUACGCCAUGGCGCAGGACGGCCUCAUCUUCAAGCAGCUCGCGCACGUGCUGCCGCAGACCGGCACGCCCGUCAGCGCCACCUUCAGCUCGGGGCUGGCGGCGGCCGUGGCGGCCCUCGUCAUCCGCCUGGAGGUGCUCGUCGAGAUGAUGUCCAUCGGCACGCUGCUCGCCUACACGCUGGUGUCCACCUGCGUGCUCAUCCUGCGGUACCAGCCGCACACCACCAACCUGAUCGACCUGCUGCCCGAGUCGCUGCGCACGCCCAUGCGGGGCUCGCCCACCAAGGACACCGUCGCCAACGGCCAGGUGUACUACGGCAACACUCUGCACCCCGACCAGCUGAAGGCGUCGCUUGGCGGCCCCACGGGCUCCAUGGGCCCCAUGGGCAGCGCGCAGCCCAGCGGCGCCCCCGGGCCCCCCGGCGGCUCCACUGCCAACCAGAGGGUCAUGGUGCGGAGGGUCACCAGGAGGUACUCCUCCCCCGACAGCGACGACACCCUGCCGGGCGAGGACCAGGAGGAGGACUUCUCGGGGCGCGACGACCAGUUCCUGGUGUCGGACCGCAGCGAGAACAAGUUCUACGGCUCGGUGCACGGCGCCUCCAGCCACUCGGGCACGGGGCCCAUGGCCGGGGUGCAGGCCGCGGUGGGGCCCAGCCUGGGCUACCUCAGCCGGCGCCUGCAGACGUUCACCUACUUGUGUCCCGCCAUCUUCCCCUGGGUGGACAACGGCCCCGCCACGGAGGAGUCGGGCAUGUUCGUGAUGAAGAUGGUGGGCGUGCUGUACGUGCUCAUCUUCAUCUUCGACCUGAUCGUCGUGAGCGCCACCAACAGCGCAUCCAGCGCCACCACCUUCUUCCUCGUCGUCUUCUUCCUCGCCAUCCUGGUCGUCCUAUUAAUCAUUUCGAGGAAGCCGCAGAAUAGAAAAACUUUACUCUUCAUGACUCCCGGACUGCCGUUCGUGCCGGCGAUCGCCGUGACCGUCAACAUCUACCUCAUCUUCAAGCUCUCCAUCCUCACCCUCGUCCGGUUCACCGUCUGGAUGACGCUCGGCUUCGCGAUGUACUUCAUGUACGGCAUCAAGAACAGCUCGCUGGAGGAGCACACGGAGGGCGACGAGCCCAGCAUAGAGCUGUCCACGGACCUGCGGGCGGCGGCCAGCUCCAGCACCAGCCCCGCCCCCGGGCCCGCGCCCAGGCCGGCGCCCAGGCCGCCGCCCCCGGGAGCGCCUGCCUCCAGCAGCUCCUCGACGAGCCGCGCGCCGCCGCCGCCAAGACCCGUGCCGAGCAGGCCGCCCGGACUCCAGGCCCAGGACUCGCAGUCCGCCCUCUUCAUGCCCACCACGGCCUUCCCCACGUGGGACGACUAGGGCUGUCUCUGUGUUCCAGCGGCGCCGGGGGAGAGGGGAGGGGCGAGGGACGGUACCCGAGGUACCCCAAAAGCGAGCGAGUACCGGCUAGGGCCACUUUUCCUCUUCGUUUUUCUUGUUCUUUUGGUUUAAGUUCGUUUUUGGAGUCGACUUUUAACGUCGGCAGAAAUGAAUUGAAAUGAGCUGUUUUGACUUGUAUCGAGUCUACUCAGGUGUAACCCAACGUUUUUGUUAAAAAAUCAAAACAAAACAAAAAACAACGACCUAAGGGUGUCUUAUAGUUCUUCAAAUGAUGCAGCCUACACUCCUACCAGUUUUGGUUACCUAUGCUAUCCACCCCAUACCUCAGCAGUGCACUUUUAAUUGAGAUCAAAAUCAAUCAUCCCUGCUUCCAUGAAUAGCAUGUUGAGUACUUUCUAGUACUCGCCCACUGUUACUGUUGUCCCAUGACAGUUCAGUCUGAAAAUAAGUCUGUAAACACUUGAACUGCCUUCAGUUGACGUUCUGUACUUUUGGAAUUGUACUGAUUGAUGAGAACAUAUCACUAAUUUUAAUGUUGGACUCAUUUGUGAUGUAGUGAUGAAAAAUGAAACUAUGGAAAUGUAAAAUCAUUAGAAGAAAAUUUUUUAUUUUGUAAAAUUGAUUUUAGUUCUUCCAGACGUAUAUUUUGUUGACACUCUAGAAUUCUAGAGAUUUUGAUGAGAGAUGUUUCCUCUUUUUUAUGAACUGUACUCUAAUUUUAAGUUGACUUUUGUUUAGCCUGGCCCUGCAAAACUAAAGACAAGACAACUGCCCUGAUUGUUCAUCUCCCCCUGGUCACUGCGACUUAUAGCUAUUGUAAAUAAACAAAAAAUGUUUUAAAUGUACAAAAGAAUUAGUUAUAAGUGUCAGAGUGUCAUAGUCGCCCCAUACAACCAUCAAGUACAGGUUGCAGAGGGGCUUUUGUAUUUUGUGAUUUGUCAGCAGCAAAUGUAAUAAAAAAUCAGAAUUUAUAAAUGUUAUCCUACCAAAAAUUUUAAUGUUAUUGCUGUAAGCUAAGAGAUAUCAAAUAACCAUUGAUGGUACACCGUACCCUAUUGAAACGUGAUAAAUAAAUGUUCAUGAAUACAUGACAGCCAUUUCUAAAGGGAGGUGUUGUACCUUGCUAGUCCUCUGAACAGUGUCUCCAUCAGCACAAACUGCAUUCAAUGUUUGUGAAUGGCAUAAAGCAUUUGUACCAUAUAUGUAAUGACUACAGUUCUCCAAAAUAAUCUUCAGAAUCUCAGUAUCAUAGGUCUUUAUUCCCUUAAUCCUUUGUGACGUUGGUGGGUAGAGUUAUUCAACUCAAUUUAUUUAAAUUGAGACCAUCAAGAUCAAUGAGCAUUAAUAUUUUUCUAUCAAUCCAGAUAACACACAUGCAAUUUCCAAGAAUGCAUGUGCAGAAAAGGCAACAUUGAGUAAUCACUUGAAUAAAGAGGACAAUAUUCAAACAAAGGAAACAUUUGUACAUCUCCAGCAGAAUAUGCAAAUGUGUACCUUUGAAUCUAAAAUUAAAGGAUAUCAAAUAAUCAAGUAAUUCCAAAUUGCUGAGAGACAAAGUGUUCUACAUGGAGUGAAUGUUUAUAUGUAUGUAUGUAUGCAUGCAUGUAUGAGUGAGUGUGUUUGAUGUUGUUAUUAUUCUGUUUCUUACAAUGUUCUUGACCUUGUGAGAUUUCUUUAGAAUGAAAAUGGAAAUGUAUCUGGGCAAGAGAGGAAAAGCUGGUGAUGAAACAAAAUGCAAUAAUUGUCUUUACUUUAAAUUAAAGAUAUACUUUAUUUUGUGAAAAUUGUUGCAGCCUCUUCUUAAAAUAUUAUUAUUGUACAAAAACAUUUAUUUUGAAGUUGCUUUGUGAAUGGAUUUGUAAGAAGUAAUGAGUAACACAUUAUUGAGCACCGCUGAUGGUGGUGCUGAUUAUUGUUCAUUGCAUUAUCAGAGUAAAUAUCUGAAAGAAUGAAUUUUAAAGGUUCAAUGGAGUUCAUCUUAAGAAGUAUGGCAUUUCAUUGUAUCAUUCCUUCUUAGUGUAAAUAAGAAUACAGAGACUAGAUAUAAAGUUCACCUGAUUUUGUUUGUAAGGUCUUGUUUCAUAAACAAUCUUCAUAAAAUUUUAUGGCCUAUCUACCCCACAAAACAUAUAUUCUGUUCUUCUUUCGUCUCCUAGCUAUUUCAUAUGUGCUAAAUGUAAGUUUAGAGAAAUAAUUAAGACUGUGGGCAAUUGCGAAGAAAGAUGAACAUAUGACUUGAAGGAAAAGAAGAAAAAAUUA
This is a messenger RNA of Thrips palmi, 4886 nucleotides long. Its product is annotated as probable cationic amino acid transporter. The record is from RefSeq and is a predicted model, not a curated record. Gene Ontology annotation, molecular function: amino acid transmembrane transporter activity. Lineage: Eukaryota; Metazoa; Arthropoda; Insecta; Thysanoptera; Thripidae. Gene Ontology annotation, biological process: amino acid transport; transmembrane transport. Bases 132 to 2606 code for a protein of 824 amino acids. The transcript has 14 exons. Gene Ontology annotation, cellular component: plasma membrane.